Messenger RNA from Cladophialophora yegresii CBS 114405, 393 nucleotides. RefSeq lists its product as uncharacterized. The coding region runs from base 1 to 393 and encodes 130 amino acids. The transcript has a single exon. The record is from RefSeq and is a predicted model, not a curated record. NCBI's taxonomy places the organism in Eukaryota, Fungi, Ascomycota, Eurotiomycetes, Chaetothyriales, Herpotrichiellaceae.
AUGGCACCGCUCAGCAGACCGCCUUCACGUGAUCUCACCCAGAGCCGGAGACUAUCACGCGAAGAAACAUUCCACCUGGCCGAAACAGCACGAAGAAAGACCUCGGACAAGACAGUCCGCGAGGAUCUCCGGCUAUCACUCAGCCACGGCCACCUCCUGGAACAGCUCCUCCAAGAGAUCGCCCGCACGGAGCGAGAACGGCAAACAUCACCGACAGAAGACAAGUACCUGCUCCCGCAAGAACGCAAAGCAUCAUCAUCAUCACAGCAGCAACGACGGACGUUAGUGGAGGAACGGAAACUCGUCGACGAGUACGGGUUCCCCUUGGAUUCAGACGAUGGGGAGGAAGAACUGACGUUGACGCGGACGGCGUCGCGAAGGCCCUCGAGAUGA